Messenger RNA from Suricata suricatta (meerkat), 2115 nucleotides. It is a transcript of the gene SDCBP, whose product is annotated as syndecan binding protein. Bases 125 to 1018 code for a protein of 297 amino acids. The transcript is spliced from 9 exons. Gene Ontology annotation, biological process: positive regulation of transforming growth factor beta receptor signaling pathway. Gene Ontology annotation, cellular component: plasma membrane; cytoplasm. Gene Ontology annotation, molecular function: syndecan binding. Lineage: Eukaryota; Metazoa; Chordata; Mammalia; Carnivora; Herpestidae. The record is from RefSeq and is a predicted model, not a curated record.
GGCGGUCCUCGGGCGCGCGCCGCUCUUCUCUCUUCGGGUCUCGGAAGUCUGUGCCAGUUACCGAGGCGGCGGCAGAGGCAGCGGCGGCGAGCAGGUCCUUGUGGGCUAGAAGAAUCCUGCAAAAAUGUCUCUGUACCCUUCUCUCGAAGACCUGAAGGUGGACAAAGUUAUUCAGGCUCAAACUGCCUUUUCUGCAAACUCUGCCAACCCAGCAGUUUUGUCUGAGGCUUCUGCUCCCAUUGCUCAAGAUGGAAGUCUCUAUCCUAAACUGUAUCCGGAGCUCUCGCAGUACAUGGGGCUGAGCUUAAAUGAAGAAGAAGUGCGUGCAAAUUUGGCCUUGGUCCCUGGAGCGUCAGCGCAGGGGUUGGUGGCCAGACCUUCCAGUGUGGGCUACAUGGUGGCUCCGGUGACCGGGAACGACGUGGGGAUUCGUAGAGCAGAGAUUAAGCAGGGGAUCCGGGAGGUCAUUCUGUGUAAGGAUCAAGACGGAAAGAUUGGGCUCAGGCUUAAAUCAAUAGAUAAUGGUAUAUUUGUUCAGCUGGUCCAGGCAAACUCUCCAGCCUCUUUGGUUGGUCUGAGAUUUGGGGACCAAGUACUCCAGGUCAACGGAGAGAACUGUGCGGGCUGGAGCUCUGAUAAGGCACAUAAGGUGCUCAAACAGGCUUUCGGAGAGAAGAUUACUAUGACUAUUCGUGACCGGCCCUUUGAACGGACAAUUACCAUGCAUAAGGAUAGUACUGGACAUGUUGGCUUUAUCUUUAAAAAUGGAAAGAUAACAUCCAUAGUGAAAGACAGUUCUGCAGCCAGAAAUGGUCUUCUCACAGAACAUAACAUCUGUGAAGUCAACGGGCAGAAUGUCAUUGGGCUGAAGGACUCUCAAAUUGCAGACAUACUGUCAACGUCCGAGUCUGUGGUCACUGUUACGAUCAUGCCCGCUUUUGUCUUCGAGCACAUUAUUAAACGGAUGGCACCAAGCAUCAUGAAAAGCCUGAUGGAUCACGCCAUUCCUGAGGUUUAAACGUCCUGGCACAAUGGAAACUUCACUGAGCUUCUCCAGUUUACUUCUUGGGCAACUUAACUUUACAUUAUGCACAUGGAGCUUUCUAGGAGCCGGAGAGCAUAUGCUGCCUGAAGACCUUCCUCCUCCGUUGUGGCUGGGAGUCCUACCUGUUGGAUCGGUAUCUUGUUAACACUUCAGGAUCGCUGUAGCCUUAUCCUGGUUUUACAGAUGUGAAACUCUGGACAGAUUUACUGAUUUUCAUAGAAUAGUUUCUCUACUGGGAACCCGAUGCUUUUACAAGCCAUUGUGAUUAGAAUGACUGAAGCAGGCUUAGCUCUGUAUUAGAAUGACUCACCUUUAUCCCGUGUGUCAAGUAGCGCUGCUCACACUUUAGUUUUGUGGUGUGAUUGCAUUUUUAAUGUGUUACCAUAGUACAUGUAGAAUGAUUGCUUUUGAUGGUUUUUUAGUUCCGCGUGCGUGCGUGUGUGUAAAACACCAAUUAAGUACACUGGUUUCAUUCCAUGGAAGCAUUAUACAGUGUAGGUUGCAAGAGACUGUUGAUCAUCAUCAAAUUGUAACUACCUUUACUCUCUCUGCUUGAACUGUCGCCUUAACUGUGUUCAGCAUCUAGAAUAAAAGCCAAAAUAGAACUAUUGCUGCCUUUCUAAGACCCAGAAUGCAGUUCAUAUGAAACCGCAGCGCACCCGACCCAGAGCAGUUCCUGGGGCCCCGGGAACCGCCGCUCAGCUGCUUAGUUGCGUUCGAGAUUUUCUAGUCAUUGUGCCGUGGAGAUGUCUUUCUUCCAAAAGUUACUGAUCUUACUUUCUGAGAAAUGAAUCACUAUAUAUUAAAUGUGAAAAUUCUUAUACCAAAUAGGAUAAACUUUCGACUCUUUUUUCAUUUGUAGAUUAAGUGGAAUAAUACCCACUUUUGUCAUUUACUCUAAUGUUGUAUAACCUAGCUACGGGAUGGCCUUAGGAUGUCUUCCAGGUAAUUUGUUCCAUUUCCUGACCCCUCCCUCCAAACUGAGUGGCAGUGACAUGUUAUCCUGUUUUUUGGUUUAUGCCUAUUCCGUUUUAACUAAAAAUGUACAAAUAAAGUUACCUUUUAGUCUA